AUGACGUCCCUCAUAGCAUCCCCGUCCACUGGUUCACGCCAUCCGGAGACCAACAAACCGCCAUCGCGGCUGGCUCUGGACGAGGAACAGGAACGCGAGCGCGGGCGGCAUCGCAGCCGAUCCCACGGCUCGCACGACAAGGAGGAGAGUGUCAGUGACACGCUGGGCGACGGCGAUGGUGAGGCCAAUGGGGACCAUGGUGAUCACAACGAGAACGCCGACAAUGCCGACAACUCGUCCAACUCCGACGGGCCGGCCCGUAAGCGCCGACGGAGCCGCAAAGGCCUUGACAAAAAGUUUGAAUGCCCGCACUCGGGCUGUGGCAAGAGCUAUUCGCGCGCCGAGCAUCUCCACCGACAUCAGUUGAAUCACACGCCGAAGCAGAUUUACAUGUGUGACUUUCCCGGCUGCGAAAGGCAUUUUGUGCGACUCGAUCUCUGUAAUCGACACCGAGACCGCCAUACCGCCAAGGGCUCGUCGCUGAACCGCAAGGACCCUCUGCCAGGGCUGUCUUCGCCAGCCCCUCAGGAACCGCGCACUCCGUUUGUCGGUGGGCCCGGCUCGACUUCGCCCGAGAGCCUUCGACCACGCCGCCCGGCCGCCCCAGCAGGACACAAAAUUCAGACGAGCGGUGGUCCGAUGGACUUGUCGCCCUCGGCCUUCAACAACAGCAUGCCCUUUUCGCCCUUGUCCGGCACACCCACCGGUAGCUUCUCGAACGGCUUCCCUCCGGCACCAGGAGGAGGCGACUAUACACAUGCGCAAGCGCACGCCGCUCAGGACCACCAGAAUGCCAUAUACGGUCACCACAACCACGGCGCCCAGACGCCCUCAACCCUCCAGAGACUCCGGCCCACAUAUCGGUCGCCCGCCAUCCCCCAGCGGCCAGCCAGUACCCAGAACAGCGACAUGUACGACGCCAUGUCCCCCACGAUUCCGCUCGCCCAGCCGCAUCAGCCGUCGCAUUCGCACCCCGCCGGUGGCUUCCACAAUAACAGCCAUCCAGCCGCGACGCCGCAGACCUCUGUCUUUGUGGCGACGCAAAAUUUCCCUGCGUUUGACCUUCCGCCAUCCAAUUUCGUGCCAAAUACCGCCACCGCAGCCAACAACAAUAACAACAACAACGGCACCAAUUCGACCAUCCCCGGCUCGGCACCACAUACGCCGACCACCGUCACCCGCGAUCCUCUGGCCGCCGCUGGCGCCGCAUUGCCCACGACGCCCGAUAACAACGGCAACAACAAUAACAACAACCCGCACUACUCCGCGGCUCACGGUGACUACGAUGCGAUGCCUGUACAGUCGGGCAGUGAAAUGAUGAUGCUAGACCAAAUGUCCAUGCCAAACACAAUGACCAUGUUCGGUGCCGACGUGCUGCAAAAGUCCCCGCACGUCGGCAUUCUUCCCGACGAUUUCAUGUUCUAUCUGUUCCACAAUACGCCCACCGAAGGUUCUCCGAUGCUAAACUACCAAAGUGCCUAUGGCGACGUCCCGACUCGGUAUGGCAUUGCCUACCCUGGCAACGACAUCUCGCAGCAAGGAUACUUCCCCGCGGCUCCACAGCAGGUCAUGUCCGUGACCAACCUGGUCGACCAAGAUCUGCCAGGCUCGUCCUUCCUGUCGGAGGAGAAGAGCCAAGAGCUGUUUGAGCUCAUCAAGGAGCGCUUCCAUGAGACCGGCCACACGCCCAUUGGCCGCCGCAACGAUCUUAUUACUGAUGGCGACCGCUCCAACGACUCGCACAUGCUCAGCCGCCACAUGAUGCAGGCGUACAUUGUGUCGUAUUGGAUUCAUUUCAGCGACCAGGUGCCCAUCUUGCACAAGCCGACCUUCUCGCCCGACCUUGCACCCGACCUGUUGCUGAUUGCCAUCAUCAUCAUUGGCGCCGCAUGCCUCGACAAGUCCCACAACCAGGAGACGAUCAAGGCGGGCGCGGAGCUGUCCAACUUUUUGGCGUGGCACCUGCGCUGGGAGCUCUUCAUGGACCCCAACUUCCGCCCGCCUGCCAAGCUCUGGGUCUUCCAGACGUUGCUGCUGCUCGAGCUGUACGAAAAGAUGUUCUCAACGCGGGAACUGCACGAGCGCGCCCACAUCCACCACGCCACAACCAUUACGCUGAUGCGCCGUGGCCGUUCCCUUAUCGGCAAGACCGCCGCCGAGUCCCCGCCCAACCCGCGCGUCGACGGCAGCGACAAGGACCAUACCUCGCGCCACUCGUCCACCUCGGGCGGCAUCUACACGCAGGACCAAUGGUGGAACAACUGGAUCACCAACGAGGCAACACGCCGCACCGCCUUUGCGGCCUUUGUCAUUGACUCCAUCCACGGCACCAUGUUUGGCCACUCCACCGUCAUGGUCGCCCACGAAAUGCGGCUGCCGCUGCCCUGCGACGACCGCCUGUGGAAGGCGACGAGCGGCAUGGACGUGACGCGGGCGGAGGCCCAGCUCGCGUCCGAGGGCACGCGCUCGAUUGCGUUUCUGGAAGGCAUCAAGAAGACGCUGAGCGGCGCCGAGGUCAAGACCAACGCCUUUGGCCGCACGAUCCUCAUGGCCGGCCUGCUCAGCGUCGCCUGGCACAUGCACCAGCGCGACCUGCAGGUCCACUCGCUGGGCGGCUCGCAAGGCCUCGGCGGCCGCGACAAGUGGCGGGGGACGCUGAACCGCGCCUUUGACUCGUGGAAGGGCGACUACGACAAGUCGCUGCGGCGCCGCGACAGCAGCGGGCAAGCCGUGGACCCGUAUGCGUACAACAGCGGGGGCGCCGGCGGCGACAGCGACAGCGACGUCAAUGUCGUCUUUGAAAGCCGCGUCGUCCUGCACCACCUUGCGCACAUGGCCACGCACGUCGACGUGGUCGACCUGCAGGUGUAUGCGCGGGCCAAGCGGCUGCUUGGCCGCGCCAUUGCCAGCCCGGACCUGGCCACGGUCAAGCGGCGCAUGAAGGACAUUUGGGCGCCCACGGCCAAGGCGCGCGACGCGACCUUUUACGCCAUCCAGUUCCUGUGCUCCGUGCUGUUGCGCAAUGAGGGCAACAGCCCGCUGCAAGUGGCUGCGGCCGUCAACGGCAGCGGCGGCGGCGGCGGCGGUGUCGGCACGCCUGCGGCGGUAUCCGAAAGUGAAGAAUCCACCUACUCGGCGCGGGACGACGUGCUGCUCAACCGGCCCUGGGUGCUGUACUUUGCGGCGCUCGUCGUCUGGAGCUACGGCUACGCCGUCGAGGGCGCGUCGCCCAGCACCCCCGUGCCCUCGACGUGGGCCGACCAGGUCCGGGAGAUGCGCGAGUACCUGCACCGGUUCGGCAGCAUCGCCUCGCCCGAAGACCUCAAGGCGCAGCGCGGCAUGAACCAGAACACAUCGCUGCUGCUGGUGCUGCAGAGCACCUUUAGCCGCGCGCGGUGGGAGCUCCUGCACGAGGGCGCCGCGCUGCUGGGCAACUGCAUCCAGCUCAACAUGGGGCAGAUGGAGUAG
This is a messenger RNA of Sporothrix brasiliensis 5110, 3468 nucleotides long. RefSeq names its product c2h2 finger domain containing protein. NCBI's taxonomy places the organism in Eukaryota, Fungi, Ascomycota, Sordariomycetes, Ophiostomatales, Ophiostomataceae. Gene Ontology annotation, cellular component: chromatin. Gene Ontology annotation, biological process: DNA-templated transcription; regulation of transcription by RNA polymerase II. Gene Ontology annotation, molecular function: DNA-binding transcription factor activity, RNA polymerase II-specific; RNA polymerase II cis-regulatory region sequence-specific DNA binding; zinc ion binding. The record is from RefSeq and is a predicted model, not a curated record. The coding region runs from base 1 to 3468 and encodes 1155 amino acids. The transcript is spliced from 4 exons.